Molecule: messenger RNA, 1750 nt
Organism: Brachypodium distachyon (stiff brome)
Lineage: Eukaryota; Viridiplantae; Streptophyta; Magnoliopsida; Poales; Poaceae
Product: protein TRIGALACTOSYLDIACYLGLYCEROL 4, chloroplastic
Exons: 5
Coding region: 117-1502 (461 amino acids)
Biological process (GO): acylglycerol transport; ER to chloroplast lipid transport
Cellular component (GO): chloroplast envelope
Molecular function (GO): phosphatidic acid binding
Source: RefSeq, a predicted model, not a curated record
GCUCCAGCCUGCGUGGCUCGUCACUCCCUAUCCUCCUCGCACACCGCAACAGCUGCACGGUCAGACGCAACGCAAAGCGAAAAAGCGCCGCCCGACGGAAACGGGGUGCGGCGGCGAUGUUGCGGCAGAUGCGAUGGAUGACGGACAGGGAAGGGAGGUGGGAGCUGGACGUGGAGUCCCCGGCGACGAUGGAGGGCACGGCGCGCCCGGUCCCGGGCGACCCGUUGCCCCUCGGCCUCUCGCGGGGCCCCCGCGUCACCCGCACCAAGCAGCUCGACUUCUUCCACCGCUUCAUGGCAUCCCCGCUCGUCCCCGCCUUCAGCCCCUACCGCAGCGGCCUCUCCCUCGACCACGCUCACCUCUUCCACCUCGCCGAGAACUGGUCUUUUACUAUCCUGGAGCAGCUUCAUGUAAAGAAGCUUGUGGAAGUCGUGAAAGAGAAGUUGUCAAAUCGGCAAGAAGGAGUCCCCUGGACCAAUGAUCUCAAGAGGCAAUUGCAUGAUGUUAUGUCUCUAGGUGUUGGCACGGAACUCUUGAUCACACCAGACACCACUUUGCUGCUAGAGCUGUACAAUAUCAAGAAGGGCGAGCGAGGCAAAGCGAUUAUUAACCAUAAGCUUCCUCAACAAAAUCUUAAAUUAGAAGCAUCUUGGCCUGGAUUAUUUGUCGAUAAACAAGGGGUAUACUGGGACGUGCCUCUGUCAUUAUCUGCUGACUUUGCUUCAGUUGGCUCCAGUUCUGGAUUGAGUUAUCGCCUGUUGGUGCAGCAGAAUAGUGGGGAACCAAAAUGUUUUGGUGGUGAUGAAACCAAUGAUGUUCCUCUCGCUCUGCUGCCUGGAUUGUGUGUUAAAGCAGCUUUUUCCAUCAAGAAAAGCAUUGAUGUCUGGAGGAAAAAGGAAGACAAGCUAAAAAUGGUUCAGCCAUAUGAUGUAUUUCUCUCAGACCCUCAUGUUUCAUUCACUAGGAUUGUUGGUGCCGUAGCCAGUGGUUCUUUGGGGGAUUGUUCAAAAAGAAUAUCUGUGCAAGACGAAAGAAGCAAUGCCUUUAGAGUGUUCAAUGAUAGGAAUAAGUUUGCUGCCUUUGCAGACCUCUUUGCUUCUGUCACUUUUACAGCUCAGCAUGGAAAUUUUCAGAGGCUUUUCCUAGAUCUGACAAGGGUAAGUGCCCGAUUAGAUAUAUCUUCAGGGUCGUUGUUCUUACGCGGUGCUUCUCGUCUUGCACAAGAUUUCUUCUUCUCUAGACGGCCUGAUUUAGAGACAUUCUGCGACGUUUGUCCAAAUACAAUUGUUUCUCUUCAACAACAGAUAGUUGGGCCAUUCAGCUUUCGUGUUGAGUCAUCGGUUGCCAUUGAUCCAAGAAGUCAAGACCGUCUUGUUAGAGUAGAUGACUCGGUUUUCGCUAUUGAUUGGGCCCUGAAGGUCCUUGGUUCAGCAAAGGCCACGGCUUGGUAUUCCCCCAAGCAUCAGGAAGCAAUGGUGGAGCUUCGUUUCUUCGAGGCCUGAUGCCCUGAUGGAUAGAGAUUCCAGCUCACCUUAAAGGCCACAUGACAUAGUCAUGGGGUUUCAUGGCCUGAUCAUAAAAUUUCACUCGAAUAUCAGAUCAGAUGGAUUGGGGUUGCUGUUUUUCAUCAAGCCUAUGCACAUGACAUCAUCAAAUUUGUCUGGGAUUUUAGAAGUUUCUAUUGAUGCUAUAGUAAGGAAGGAGUGGUAGAAUGUUGAUUACCAGUGGUAAUUUAGACUUUUUACGUGCA